Messenger RNA from Penicilliopsis zonata CBS 506.65, 2413 nucleotides. RefSeq lists its product as hypothetical. The coding region runs from base 1 to 1980 and encodes 659 amino acids. Lineage: Eukaryota; Fungi; Ascomycota; Eurotiomycetes; Eurotiales; Aspergillaceae. The record is from RefSeq and is a predicted model, not a curated record. The transcript is spliced from 2 exons. Gene Ontology annotation, molecular function: protein binding.
AUGGCGUCUUCUAUGACUGCCAGGCCGUUGGUCAGGCAGAGGGAUGAUGGAUUACAGUUAAGUUACCAGCUCCCUCACCGCGUCCACGUUGCCAAGGGCUAUCCACUGCUUGCCCCAAACGGCUCGUCGAUUAUACUCUACGGAUAUGAAAAUGGAAUCAGGGUCACUUGGCGAGGAGGGAAACCGUUUGGUCAGAGGAAAGAGUCGGUUUCGGAAGAGAAUCCCAAGGCCAAAGCUACGGCAGCCAACGACGAUGUAGUGAUGAUCAUCGACUCGGACGAGGAGGACACAUCGGCAGCGCCACCGAGACCACAGCAGCAGACACAGCGACCGACCUACGAGUUUCUCGAAGAGGAGACUGAGGUUGAUCCCACACAUCCGUACGAAGACAUUAUCCGUCAGAUUGACAUCCCCCUGGGAAGUCGCGUGCUGGACCUGGCCGUCCCGCCCGUUCUCCCUGCGACAGCACGCUCUGCGCUAGAUCCGUUCCCCUCAAUCUUGUCCGAGAUGAUUGUUGUGGCGGCGGUUUGUGCCGACUAUUCGACUCGGGUCGUGGCGUUGCCACUCGUUCCACCACAUCCUGAGGAAACAGAGGGUGCGUGGGGAGCCCAGACUCUCUCUAUCAACGGGAUCUUCUCUCAUCAGGAGAUCCCCAAGGGAGUUGCCAUAACUUUCACCUGCGAGGAAGACGUAGAGGAUGCAAGCCAGUGGGAUCUGCUUGUGGCGACUCAUUCUGCCGAAGCGUCCGGCAAGCUGCUGAUUUACCGGAUUCCCAUUAUUGAAGGAUCGGCGGGUGCAAAUAAGGUGUAUACGCUGUCCGAGGAUGGUAUUCAACCCAUCCAGCGGAGCUACAUGCCCGCGCCGGCGGAGAAUAUCGUGUUCAACCCGUCCCCGUACCCGUCGAAACGCCACUCCACCCUGCUAGCAUCUUUCAGUAGCGGGUGCGUCAAGGUCUAUUCCUGCCUGUCUGCCAGGUCUUCCAGAAGCACCCGAACAGGGUCAAGCGCCCCCAAAUCCAAUGCUGAAGCAGUGGAACCGGAAGGCAAAUGGCUCAUUUCUCUCUACACUGGAUUUGAGCAGCCUGGGUCUGGUCCGGUACGCCGCAAGGCUGUCAUCCAUGCCGAAUGGGUCCUAGGGGGUCGCGCUGUCAUGGUCUUGAUGGCGGACGGAGAGUGGGGGGUGUGGGAUCUCGAGGGAGCCGGUCCGGGGAGUGUCAAGGGACCGCUACACCGCCAGUCGAGUGUGCAAGGGAUCACCGGUGGCUCGCUGACAGCCUUCUCGGUGACUGGACGUAUCCUCGGUUCGCCGUCUGCGUCUGGAAAGCCAUCAUCCGAUGGACGCAGCACCUCCAGCACGGAGCAGCGGCCGAGGUUCGCGCCCAUGACUCCCUCGACGAAACGGAUCCGCGAAGACGGGCUGCUUAAGGGGUCUAGUAUGGUUGCGCCUAGCAGGUCUCUUACCGGACAGAUCUCUGUACACCAGACAAACACGACCCGAGACUCUCUACCAGAAGAGGCUAUCCUAUUCCGCCACGGCGACCAGAGUGCGAUCGUCCCCAGCCUGCUGUCCCUGUGGCGCAACGCCACCAAAGCCAUGGGCACGUUUGACUCCUCGAAUCGAUGCCGAGUGUCUGCCAUCCCCGACGUGCAGCUGAUGGGCGAGAAGCUCAAGGGCAUCUGCCAUCUUCCUGUUGCGCAGAGCAAAGCCCGGAAGGCGCCCGGACAAAAGACCUUUGAUAUCCUCAUCACGGCCGAGCACUGGGUCAUGAUCCUUGCCCCCCGCCUCGCUGAACCGGAAACCACCGCCAGGACCCUCUCCCCACGUCUAUCUGAGCAGCCCACCGCCGAGACGGACCAGCUCAUGUUACGUCGAGGCGAGCUGGACGUCGAUGGGAUGGACCGACUGUUGUCCGGCAUGGCAGGCGGCGCUCGGUCCCUGCGGAUCGCCAGUCCGACCAAAAAGGCACGCAUCUUUGCAUGAUAUCGUAUCCCUAUCUAAUCGAUACCCUUUGUCUUAUUUUUCCCCUUUCUUUCUUUCUUUCUUUUUUUUUCUUUCUUCUCUGCUUUUAUUCUCUUUACAAACAUCGCGCUGCAAGGUGGAGCGCAAGGCGAGAUCCAUGCCUUGAAAUUCCUGUCUCAAGCAGGAAUAAGCUCUGUAUCGGCUGCGAGAUAUCAAUGGCUUUUUCUCGUCUCUAGUAAGCCUUGCUUCUAGAGCAACGAAGAGCCUCCCACCUACCUAUCUUUCCAACAAGCCUCGCCGGCUUGUCCCUGCCUGUCAUGCGCUAUUGCUCGUCCUGAUCAGUCGUUGCAGGAGCCAGUCUAUUCACCAUAUCCGUGUGAUUCUACGACUGAGACAUUCACAUCAGGGCGAUUCAUCCGCCAUACAGGCCGAGACGUGGGACAUCAAACCGUAA